Cucurbita pepo subsp. pepo (vegetable marrow) is the source of this 2261-nucleotide messenger RNA. RefSeq names its product putative methyltransferase PMT14. Gene Ontology annotation, molecular function: methyltransferase activity. The record is from RefSeq and is a predicted model, not a curated record. Lineage: Eukaryota; Viridiplantae; Streptophyta; Magnoliopsida; Cucurbitales; Cucurbitaceae. Gene Ontology annotation, cellular component: cytoplasm; endosome; trans-Golgi network.
GUGAAGUUGUUUACCCAUUUUAAUGCAUCGCUCUCAUCCAUCCUACAAUCCCACUGUCCAGGAUAAAUUCUCUCUCUCUCUCUUGCUCACUGGGGCAAAUCGGAUUGCUCGCCGGAGCAUCGUCGGAGAUCGCCGAGAUUUGAAAGAUUUGUGACAUUUAGAUAAUGGGGUCGAAGAGUAAUUUGCCGGUGAACCGAAACCGGUGCUCAAUAUCUCUAUUUGGUGUGAUUGGUUUGUGUCUUUUCUUUUACAUUUUGGGAACAUGGCAGAGAAGUGGAUUUGGGAAAGGAGAUAGCAUAGCAAUGGAGAUUACCAGGCUAUCAAAUUGCAACACUGUUAAAGAAUUAGACUUUGAGGCUCAUCACAGAAUCGAACUUACCGAAUCCUCUGAGCCGAAAAAAAAGGUGUUCAAACCAUGCGACAUAAAGUACACAGAUUAUACACCUUGCCAAGAACAAGACCGAGCUAUGAGUUUCCCAAGAGAGAAUAUGAUAUACAGGGAAAGGCAUUGUCCUCCAGUAAAUGAAAAGUUGCACUGUCUUAUUCCAGCUCCCAAAGGUUAUAUGCCUCCAUUUCCCUGGCCCAAGGGCCGUGAUUAUGUUCAUUAUGCCAAUGUUCCAUAUAAGAGCCUGACAGUUGAGAAGGCAAAUCAGCAUUGGGUGGAAUUUCAGGGCAAUGUAUUCAGAUUUCCUGGUGGUGGGACAAUGUUUCCUCAAGGAGCGGAUGCAUAUAUUGAUGAACUAUCAUCAGUUAUUCCAAUUGCAGAUGGUUCCAUUAGAACAGCUCUGGAUACUGGUUGUGGGGUUGCUAGUUGGGGUGCGUAUUUGUUCAGCAGAAAUGUAUUAGCUAUGUCGUUUGCACCAAGGGACAAUCACGAAGCACAAAUACAGUUUGCACUGGAACGUGGUGUACCUGCUAUUAUUGGCGUGUUGGGUAGUAUACGCCUUCCAUAUCCAUCUAGAGCCUUUGAUAUGGCUCAGUGUUCGCGAUGCCUUAUACCAUGGACUUCAAAUGAUGGUAUCUAUCUUAUGGAAGUUGACAGAGUCCUGAGACCUGGUGGCUAUUGGAUCCUAUCUGGCCCUCCAAUCAACUGGAAGACCUAUUACCAGACAUGGAAACGCACUAAGGAGGAUCUAAAUGCAGAGCAGAAGAAAAUCGAAGAGCUAGCCGAGAAGCUCUGCUGGGAGAAAAAAUACGAGAAGGGAGAUAUUGCCAUCUGGAGAAAAAAGGAAAAUGACAAGUACUGCAAUAGGAAGAAUACUGUAAAAAUGUGUGAACCAAAUGAUUCUGAAGAUGUCUGGUACCAGAAAAUGGAUACAUGCAUCACCCCUUUUCCUGAGGUAAGUAGUGAUGAAGAAGUAGCGGGAGGGAAAUUGGAAAAGUUUCCUGCCCGGCUCUUUGCUGUUCCUCCCCGAAUAUCCAAUGGUUUGAUUCCAGACGUCACAGCUGAAUCUUUUGAAGAGGACAACAAAAUUUGGAGAAAGCAUGUUGAUGUUUACAAGAGGGUAAAUAACUUGAUUGGCAGCCCAAGGUACAGGAAUAUAAUGGACAUGAAUGCAAACCUCGGUGGAUUUGCAGCUGCAGUUCACUCGAAAAAUUCUUGGGUGAUGAAUGUUGUACCCACAAUUUCCAAGAACACUCUUGGAGCCAUUUACGAGAGAGGUCUGGUUGGCAUGUAUCAUGAUUGGUGUGAGGGCUUUUCUACGUACCCGAGGACGUACGACUUUAUUCAUGGGAGUGACGUAUUCGACCUGUACGAAAACACGUGCAAUAUCGAAGACAUACUUCUAGAGAUGGACCGUAUAUUGAGACCAGAGGGAAUCGUCAUCCUCCGAGACGGAGUGGACGUCCUGAAUAAGGUAAAAAUAAUAGCUGCAGGCAUGAGAUGGGACGUGAAAUUGAUGGAUGACGAGGACGGUCCUCUUGUGCCUAAGAAGAUAAUGGUUGCUGUUAAACAGUACUGGGUUGUAAGCAGCAGCCCACAGAAGAACAACAACAGCACAUCCAGUGAUGAAUAGAUGGGAUCCGAUUAGAGAGCUAAGAAAUGCUAGAAUUUUAGCAGCCUCUCAAAAGGAAGUUUUUGUUCCUUUUUUUAAAAAAUUUAUUCACUUGUAAGCUAAGCUAUAAUAUAGUGUUAUUGGUAAAAUAGAAAGAACUUGUAUAAUGCUUUAUAAUCUCAGUUCCCCAAGUAAUUGGGUAAUGAUUGCUGAAGAUGCAUAUUCCUUAUUCAUAAUUUAUUACCAAAACAGUUCAAUUUAUCA